AUGUUCCCAAUGCAUAAAGCACGAGGAAAAACGCGUAAACAGAAUACCUAUCAAAUAUGUCCACCGUAUCUAUUUACAUUCAGUAAACACCGCACAAUGAUCUUAGAGUUGCUCAACACGAAAUUACAAACACUUAUGGAUGAGAUUGCAAUCGACGAGAAUGGAAGAUGGAAUAUUGCAUUUGACCAAUGGUUGAAUGAUCUGAAAGACAGUAUUGUCUGUAAACAAACACGUCUCUUUCCUAGGCACAAAAUAAUUGUCAAUGGAAUUAUCGGUACAACAGGAAGUAAUGUACCGACUGUGUGUUUUGCAACGCACACAUUUAUGUCAACUGACUGUGGCGAUGAUUCAGUCGGUGUGAGUCGAAUUAAUCCUGUGUGCUUUGUGGCUGUAUGCGUGGCUGGAUUUGCACAAGACUGAAGACUUUUUAAGUUUGUUCAGUGGAGACGAAGUGAUUUAUACCUGCAACAGAUAAGUGAUUGUGUUGCUUGUACUUACUUAUUGAAUAUAUAUGUUUGUACAGUCUUAGAACAGAAACUCAGUAGGGUAUUUCGCUGUUGG
This is a messenger RNA of Trichobilharzia szidati, 561 nucleotides long. The record is from the annotation of a GenBank genome assembly. Lineage: Eukaryota; Metazoa; Platyhelminthes; Trematoda; Strigeidida; Schistosomatidae.